GACUUGAUGUUCACAAUCUAUUCCAGGUACUGUGAACUUUACGCUAGUGUAAUCUAUUCCUUUCUGUUGUAAAGAACAUUUUUUGUCGUAAACUAGUACCUUCAAACUAAACCGUAUCUUCCGAGAGUUAUUUGGGUCUUGGACGCCCCUUGAAUUAAUGGCUGCGUCCUCUUCAUCUUCUUCUGCGGGUGGUGUGAGCGGCAGCUCGGUCACUGGCUCUGGAUUCAGUGCAUCAGAGCUCAUCCCUCCAAGGAAAGUCUUAUACACUUAUCCCAAAGGUGCAGGAGAAAUGAUGGAAGAUGGUUCUGACAGGUUUUUAUGUGAGUCUGUAUUCAGCUACCAAGUUGCCUCUACUCUAAAACAGGUUAAACAUGAUCAACAAGUGUCUAGAAUGGAGAAACUUGCAAGUCUGGUGGAAGAGCUGGAAGCUGAUGAGUGGCGGUACAAACCAAUAGAGCAGCUACUUGGAUUCACGCCAUCCUAAGGAAAUCCAAGCGAUUAAAUGAGCCAAAUAAAACAUGUCAUUAAAUAUGUUUGAUAUUUCACUUUGUAUGGGAUAUAUCCCUCCUUUAUGUUUUUUCCCUUGUAAAACUGAAUAAAAUUAUAAUAAUUACAUUUUUUUUUUACUUUUGCCAUUGUUUGUUUUAUGUGUGAAACAACUGUUAAACUCAUUUUGGAUCAAAAUUACAAUCUGUUAUUUCCCUCAUUGUUAAAAUUAUUAAUACAUUUGUCCAUAAUUUCCUUCAUGUAACAUAUUAUUUGCCAUUAUAGUUGCUCCACAAUUCACCUGUCAAGUUUUUCUCCUAAUCUCCAUCUUAAAAAGCACUUCAUACAAAAUAAAAUAAAAUAAAAUAAAAAGAUGUAAAUAAAGUUGGACAUUCUUGACA
Oryzias melastigma (Indian medaka) is the source of this 887-nucleotide messenger RNA. It is a transcript of the gene anapc16, whose product is annotated as anaphase promoting complex subunit 16. The coding region runs from base 158 to 484 and encodes 108 amino acids. The transcript has 4 exons. Gene Ontology annotation, biological process: protein ubiquitination. The record is from RefSeq and is a predicted model, not a curated record. Gene Ontology annotation, cellular component: kinetochore; cytosol; anaphase-promoting complex. Lineage: Eukaryota; Metazoa; Chordata; Actinopteri; Beloniformes; Adrianichthyidae.